AUGGCCCUAAAACUCACUGCGAAAACUCAGCAGAUUCUUUCAUCUGCUUCUCGGCUUCCAACAGUAGCCGGUGUCGCAAAAUAUCACGAAAAGGUGAGCUUGAAACUAACGUAUGAAUUUAUUUUUUAAAUUACAGGUUAUUGAUCAUUAUGAAAAUCCGCGUAACGUUGGUUCUUUGGAUAAGAAUGACCCGAAAGUGGGGACAGGAAUAGUCGGCGCUCCGGCCUGUGGAGACGUCAUGAAAUUGCAAAUCAAGGUAAACCGUGUUGAAAUUUUCUGCUAAUUUAAUUCGUUCAGGUCGAUGAUAACGGUAAAAUCAUUGAUGCCAAGUUCAAGACAUUUGGUUGUGGAAGUGCGAUAGCCUCGUCUUCCUUGGCAACUGAAUGGAUAAAUGGAAAAACAGUUGAAUACGCUUCCAAGAUCAAAAAUGAUCAGAUUGCCAAGGAAUUGUGUCUUCCUCCUGUUAAACUUCAUUGCUCAAGUUUGUUUUCUAUUAUUUCUAGUAAUAGGAUUUCUCAGUCUCAAAAUUUUUUCCGAACAAUAUUUUCGAAUUUUUAUUGUUUGUUUUCAGUGCUCGCUCAAGAUGCCAUCCAAGCAGCGUUGAAAGAUUAUCAAAAGAAACAGGCGAAAACCGCAGAAGCCAAGUAA
Caenorhabditis auriculariae is the source of this 648-nucleotide messenger RNA. NCBI's taxonomy places the organism in Eukaryota, Metazoa, Nematoda, Chromadorea, Rhabditida, Rhabditidae. The record is from the annotation of a GenBank genome assembly.